ACCCACUCCACUGUCUGCCUCAAACUCCUGCGGGACAGAAAGCCUGAACUCCACAUUCACAGCCUCAGUGCAGUCUGCGCAGUUUCUGCCAGAGGACACAUCUCACUGCUUUCACUUCCAUUAGUCCAAACAAUGUGAGGAACAUGGCUGACAGAAGGUCUGACUGGGUGGAGAUCGUGGAGCCGCGCUCGAGGGAGCGCAUGUACGUCAACCUGCUGACCGGCGAGUGCGGGUGGGAACUGCCGCCCGGCGUCCCGGUCCGUCAGUCGGACGGCAACCAGUGGUGGGAGCUUUUUGACAGCAAUAACAAUCGGUUCUACUACUACAACUGCACAAGUCAGCAGACGGUCUGGCACAGGCCUCAAGACUGUGACAUAGUGCCUCUAGCGCAGCUCCAAGCCAUGAGGAGGAGCUCUGAGGCCGAGCUGAGGGGUCAAGGGAGGAUCCAGAGAGGUCCGGUGGAUGGCAGGCGGACACCACAACCUGGACUGGGGUCUUCUUCACUGGACCAAGAGAGUGGGAGGGAGACGCCAUCGUCCAAGGGUAAAGGAGACAGUAUGGAGAGAUGGAACCAGGGAAAUAGGGACGCCGCUCAAAGAUGGCAGCCUGCUCCUGGAUCCAAGGCUGCCAUGUUGGUGAAAGUUAACAGCAUUGGAAGAAACCAAUCUCUGGGUCCAGCUACUGCCCACCAACUUCUCCACCUCAACCCCACCAACACUAGCACUUCUCCCAAACCAGGUUACACAGCGCAAAUUGACAGAACCGGUUUGCUCAGUAAAAUGGCAGUUCCUGGAGACUCCAAGCAGGGUUACCACCUCAAAAAGGGGGAUGCCAACUUCUGUCUUGUUUCGCCCUCUUCUAGCUCUUCCUCUUACUGUGCCCACCAGCGUUCUGGUGCAGGUACACCUCGCCCCUCCUCUCCUCAAUACAAAGCUACACCCUCAGCACCCAUCUACGACGAACCUCCACCCAUUGACCCCCCAAUUUACGAGGAACCCCCAGUGGAAAUGGAAGUAGAAGGUGCACACCACUUACACCGAGUUCCCUACCCCACCAGUCACAGCCUGCCGAGAGGAACCCAGCCUCCUAAACUCCUCCAGUUCCCCCAUUGCAAACACAUCUGCAGCUCCUCAGCUAGUGAAUACAGUCCGGCCGGCUGGGAGUGCAUUAAACACAUGGUGAACGUGGAUGCAGCUGCAUCCAAGCACCAGCCCCAGACGUCUAACCCCAUCGAGGGGCCUUCAAAUCCAGCCAGUCCUCAAAUCCAGCCCCAGUCUCCAGUCUCUGCCCAGAUUAAGAAGGAAGUCUCUGUAGAGAAGAAGCAAUCAUGGAGGCUGUUGGAGCCCCGCCACAGCCGUCAAAGCAGCCUGGCCUCUCAGGAGUACCCAGGCCCUGCUGCCGUCACGUAUCAGGACUCUGGCUAUUCCACUGGGCCGUCCCCAAGUCUGCGAAGGAAGAACCGACGUCAUGCAGCUCUUGGCACUGGGUCGGGUCGACCCGGAUCGGUGGGCAGCAGUGGGGAGUUGAAUGCAUUAAAUGAGAAGCUGAUGGCGGAAAUGAGGGCGGUGGUAAACCGUUCCAAUGCCCUUCAUGGAAGCAAGUCCAGUCUGGACACUGAGAUGGGCUCAGAGGCUUCUGGAAGUACUGCACGCUCCCCGGUCAGUUCAUUGAAGAUGGGUGCAAGAGGGGGUGAAUCGAGGGAGGAUGUGACAUCAAGUAACCGAUCACUGUACAGGGGCAGGGGCAACAACCACAGUGACGUCAUUCUGUCGCCACUGGUGACAGAUGGUCUCGGAGGCCGGCAGAAAAGGACGUAUGAGAAAGUGGAUUCGCUGGAGAAGAGCGUAACAUCGCAGACCAGCUUGUCAUCCCCGGAACCACCAAGGUCACCCUCACAGACAGGAACACUGGAAUCCAAAACUCAGCAGGACAUCUCACCCCAGGACUGUGACCAUGACAGAGCGGGUCGUGGAACCGCCCACCUCAGCCAUAAAAACAACAACAACAGUCCCCCCCCUCCUUCCCUUGCCAGCACGGGUUCUGGUUACCAGUACCCAUACACCACCCUCUGCAAGCCUACACCCGAUGCCAACAUGGAGGACUGGGCCAGCAAGAACCUUAACCAGCACACGCAGGGCCUGUUUCGCCGGCGCGUCUCCAUUGCUAAUAUGCUCUCGUGGAACCGUGGCUCCAUUAAGAAACCAAUGCUGAUCACCAACGACCGGUCUGUCAAGAAGGAAGCCUGCGAGAUGUUCAAGCUGGUCCAGGCCUACAUGGGCGACAGGCCAGCCAGAUUGGACAAAUGCCAUGCGGCCCUUCAGGUGGUCACGAAGUGCUGGGGGAUGCAAGGCUUGAGGGAUGAACUGUACGUGCAGUUGGUGCGACAGACCACCGGAAACUUGAGUUUGAGGAGCUUGGAGGCGGGCUGGGAGUUGAUGGCCAUCAGCCUAGCGUUCUUCUCGCCUUCGCCCAAGUUUAGGCGCUAUUUGGAAGGCUACAUCCAGCGACACCUUGAGCCCAGUAAUGAUAAGAAAAUACUGCAGCACAUCAUGGAGCAGCAGGACAUAAAAAACAAGAAGAAUUCAAAAUCCGGGAAGAAGAGGAGACAGAACAAUGAGGAAGAAGAGGGUCUCUCCAUCAGCACUUACGCAAAGUACUGCUACCGUAAGCUGCAAAAAGUGGCCAUUACUGGGGGCAAGAAGGGUCUGAGGAAGCCCACUUUGGAGGAGAUUGAUCACGGUCGGAAUGCCAUCGUGACCCCGUCUCUGUUCGACAGCGCUCUGGAGGAGAUCAUGGAGAGGCAGAGUGAGCUCUUCCCCGAGAGGAAACUGCCCUGGGUGCAGGUGCAGCUCUCUCAGUAUGUGCUGGCCCUGGGUGGAGCCCAGACGGAGGGCAUCUUCAGAGUACCGGGGGAUAUUGAUGAGGUGAAUGCUCUCAAGCUACAGGUGGACCAGUGGAAACUUCCAGACAACCUCUCAGAUCCCAAUGUCCCUGCGUCUCUGUUGAAGUUGUGGUACAGAGAGCUGGAGGAGCCUGUGAUUCCUCAGAGCUUCUAUAAGCAGUGCAUCAGUCACUAUGAAGAUCCUGAUGCAGCCAUCAGUGUGGUUCAGUCGCUCCCGGAGCUCAACAGACUCGUGCUCUGCUACUUCAUCAACUUCUUACAAGUCUUUGCUCAGCCGGUGAAUGUGAGUAGGACUAAGAUGGACGUGAAUAAUUUGGCGAUGGUCAUGGCUCCAAACUGCCUGCGCUGUCAGUCUGACGAUCCUCGAAUCAUCUUUGAAAACACACGGAAAGAGAUGUCCUUCCUCCGCAUACUCAUCGUCCACUUGGACACUGGCUUCAUCAAGGGCUUAAUCUAGUUAUUUUGCGGCAUAGCUCAGAUUGAAUCAUCCAGGAGAUGAUGGGAAUCAGGACCUUCUUCUGCUCAGAGAAUCAUCUUUAAGCAUCCUAAUAUUAGUUCGGACAAUGUCUCAACUAAUCCAGCUUUGCCUCAAUGUGAAUCAUCCUGAACUUGACUCUCAUGACUCUUCUUGAAGCCAGACAUUAUUUGAACUGAAUCAAUUGACUGAGUUUGAUUCCGCAACAAAACAAAUGCAUGACGUUUGUUAUUUUCUGUCUUUUAUAUUGAUUAGCAGGGAAAUACAUUCUUUGGACAAUCAUAAUCGUAAUAACAUGACCUGCAGCAUAUUUCCUUAAUUUAAUAAGGUAUGAGUGUUCUGAUUAUUUAAUAGCAACCGUUUGUAAGCUCAUCUAUGAGUGCAGGGAGAAUUUCUGACUUCAGUUGUGUGUAUAAGGCUGAGCGUAAGCAAGAAAAGGUGAAUUAACAUUGCAGAGCUCUGAAAUACUAGUGGUCAAGCUUUGAGCUUGAGGUCUGGUGCCUUACAUGAGAAUGAUCGAUGAUGUAUAAGAUGCAUAAGUGCCCAUAAAUACACCCUCCACAUUUCUGCAUUGUCAUAGACUCCAAAUGAACUGGUACCACAAGCAAUUUUCAUUUAGUCUCUCACUGUAGUUUUCCCAGUCGUCCCAUUUGGAAAUAGAAAAUUAUAUUUCCAGAUGUGGUUUGGCUACAUCCAAGAAGAUUGUGCAGAACUAUUCUGUAGCAAGUUAAACCAGGAACCAGACUGGAACCAGGAACCACUCCUCUCACAAGGUAGCUGCUGCUCAUUGGCACACUGAAAGUGCAAAAUCGCAUACUUCCCCACUACAUAGUAUGCGAAAAACAGUAUAUGAGGUGAGUAAUAUGCCUGAAAUCAUAGUUUUCAAAAAACAGUAGGCAAAAAGUUCCCGGAUGAUCUACUACUUCCUCCAGGAUCCUGAAGUGUGCAUUUGAUGGACACUUUAUUAUCCCAUUAGGCCACAGGAGAAGAUUUAUGAAUGGCAGUGAAGCAACGCUGGUAGGUCAUGUGACAGUAACAACAUGGCGGAUGUAGUACAUACAAAUUUCAUUUCGAACAUACCUUCGGUUUCAGUUGAUCCAGCAGCUCCAACAUCAAGGGAUGGCCAAAAAUGGUGUGUUCAGAUUUGCCCAGGCUAAAUAAACACUUUAAACAUACUCUACACAAGAAUGCAAUAAUACAAAAAAAAAACACAAAUAUUUGGCCAAGGCAGCCAUGUGGUCUUGUCGUACAAAUGCAAUUUCUUUGCCACUGACUAAUGACUUUUUUUACACACUUAUAUUUCUUUAAACACCUCUCCUGUCUGCCAUUCGUUAAACGAACACAUAGCUCCGCCCCAAGCUCACACCAUUGGUCGAGCUGUUGCCAUGUCAGGCUAGUAGUCUACAUGUUUAAACAUGUUUACAUUUUUCAGGGGAAUCAAUCUACAAAUGACUGACUUGUACUUGUCGCUGCGUUAUUUUGGGAUAUAUGAAAGUACUUAAACCUCAAUAAGAUGACAUUUUUGCGUUACUGUGGCCAUACUAAAUUCACUCAAAGUGGAGAUAUAUAUACCCUUUAUAUAACUCUCUACUCUCAUUCACUAUUUCCUAAAUUAGUCCACUGAUAUAGUCCACUUUAAGAAGUGAAUGAAUACUAGUGAGCUGGAAGUGUACGCCAUUAGAUGCGGGAAUUCAUUUGUCACAACACUUAACGUUACAGUGCAUGGGUAUUUACUAGUGGUUAGCCUUUGAGCAUACAUAGGUCGUGCACUCGUUGUUGCAGUGCAUUAUGGGAUUAAGCACUCUAAUGUCCACUAUGGUUUUGGACACCACUGCAUGCUGGCAAAUGGCAGUCCUCUCAAAUCCUCUCAGACACAGAUUACCUUCAGAUGGCUGAGCCAUUAAACUGAUGUGCUCAGAUUCUCUUCAAAAUUACUGCCAUGUCAGCUGUUUACCUGACAGAAAAAAAACUGACCACAGAAGAAAACAGUUUAUGCUAAUGUUGGCUUUAGUGCCCCUUGAGGCAAAGCUGAGAAUGUGUGCACUUACAGGAAACAGAAAUCGAUCUUGUGCAGCUAAGCAUUUAGAAGACUUCAGGUCAUCAACACUGGUAGCAUCUGAACGUGGAAAAUGCAGUCUGUUCUUGAUCCAUUACUCAGAACUGAACUUCAGUGAUUCAUAUCUGAUAUACAAUCAAACAGUCACAUUUGCUAUUGAUAUAAAGUGGGAUCCGCCAUCAGCUCUGCCUGUGCUUCUGUAUAUAAGCCCCUCAUCUGAUGGAUAGUUGUGUUUAUAAAGCCGAAUGGUGAAAGUAAGUGAGCCCAUCCCAUGUUGCACUUCCCCCUCAGUUUCUUUCCCUUCCUGUGGGUCUGUAUGAUCACUGCAGAGACUGAUACUCCUCCGGCACUCUUACUGUAAAUGCUUCUUACGGAUUUUGUGUCUUAUUUUGUUCUAUCUGUGUGAGGUUGUGUGUAGGAGAUGACAGUGAAUUAUGAUAUGAAUGAUGCGUGUUUAAAUUUGCAUAGUUUCAUAAAGAACUCCGU
Molecule: messenger RNA, 5919 nt
Organism: Sinocyclocheilus anshuiensis
Lineage: Eukaryota; Metazoa; Chordata; Actinopteri; Cypriniformes; Cyprinidae
Product: rho GTPase-activating protein 39-like
Exons: 10
Coding region: 144-3359 (1071 amino acids)
Biological process (GO): signal transduction
Cellular component (GO): cytoskeleton; cytoplasm
Molecular function (GO): protein binding; GTPase activator activity
Source: RefSeq, a predicted model, not a curated record